CCAGCUCUGUCCUCUUCCAGACUCAGCUCACAAUGUCGGGCAUUGGGGAAAAUCUGAAAGCAGCUGGUGAAUUUGGGCCGUUUCAGAGACGGCUGGUGCUGUUCUCCUUGUUUCCAUGCCUCAGCCUGGCCUUCCACCAGUUCUGCCAGCUCUUUAUGGUUGUGGACGUGCCUCAUUACUGCAACACGGACUGGAUCCGUGCUGUCGGCCCCAACCUGACUGAGGAAGAGCAGCUGAACCUCACCCUGCCCCGGGAUGCGAAUGGGGACUACGAGCAGUGCAUCAUGUACUCGCCUGUGGACUGGGACCUCGACUCCAUCGUGGCAUACGGCCUGAAUGCCACGGAGAAGUGCAGCAACGGCUGGGUGUACCCCACAGCACAGCAGCCAUCCCUGCUCACCGAGUUUGAUCUUGUGUGUGACAGGAAGAACCUGAAUGACAUCUCACAGUCCGUCUAUAUGCUGGGAAUGUUCCUGGGAGCCAUGAUCUUUGGACUGUUCAGUGACAGGUUUGGCCGUCGGCCAGCCCUCUUGAUCUCCAUCCUCCUCGAGGGUUUGUUUGGUGUAGCAAUUGCCCUUGUACCUCAUUUCUAUGUAUACUUGGCCUUCAGAUGUGUCGUGGGGGCUUCAGUGUCAGGGAUCAUGAUGACCUUGCUGGCCCUAGUUACAGAAUGGGUUGGUGUCUCCUAUCGACCACAGGCAGUUCUUCUUUCUCACUGCUGUUUUGCUAUUGGACAAAUGAUUUUGGCUGGCUUGAGUUACGGUAUCCCAAACUGGAGGUUGCUGCAAACUGUAGGAUCUGCUCCUAUAUUUAUCCUUUUCCUCUUCAUCUGGUAAGUGGCAGGUGGGCAGUGAACUCCUUGCAAAUAUGACAGAUGCUGGAGGACCUUCUGCAGAGCUCAGCACAUCUUCCUGAGCCACGCACCACUGAGAGCAGCAGCUGCUUUCAUUUGGGUCCUCAGAUGUGGCCUCAGUGCCCUAAAUAUAGGGCUGGGAAGCCUGAGCUGAAGCCAUGUUUAUACUCCUCCAUCACACAUCAUGCAUGUUGCUGGACCUGGUGGCAGGGAGAUGGACUAUGAGGAAGCUCAGCAGGUCACAGUGCUGU
This is a messenger RNA of Centrocercus urophasianus (Greater sage-grouse), 1104 nucleotides long. RefSeq names its product solute carrier family 22 member 14 (gene SLC22A14). The record is from RefSeq and is a predicted model, not a curated record. The transcript has 4 exons. The coding region runs from base 33 to 836 and encodes 267 amino acids. Gene Ontology annotation, molecular function: transmembrane transporter activity. Gene Ontology annotation, biological process: transmembrane transport. Lineage: Eukaryota; Metazoa; Chordata; Aves; Galliformes; Phasianidae.